Molecule: messenger RNA, 1986 nt
Organism: Aspergillus mulundensis
Lineage: Eukaryota; Fungi; Ascomycota; Eurotiomycetes; Eurotiales; Aspergillaceae
Product: DUF3176 domain-containing protein
Exons: 2
Coding region: 1-1986 (661 amino acids)
Source: RefSeq, a predicted model, not a curated record
AUGCAAUCGCCAAAGGAAGUCGGGGUUGCGAUCACCAGCGACGACAUCGACAUCGAAGCCGAGUCCACGAUCAGGACCAGGACCAGCACGAGCGCCAGCGAUCCCCAGCAAUCAAAGGCCCAACGAACACGAACCCACUCACUCCUAAACGGCCGCUUCGCCCUCGAAUCCCUCGCCCUCCUUAUUUCCGCCGCCCUCCUCAUCGCCAUCGUCGCCGUCCUCGCGACCUACAACGGCACCCCACAGCCAAACUGGUCCUACAUGUCGCUGAACGCGCUGAUCUCGUGGCUGAGCACGGCGUCAAGGGGACUCAUCCUGUAUUCAGUGUCCGAGGGGCUAGGGCAGUUGAAAUGGGUGUGGUUUGCGCGCGGGCCACGUCCACUCCUCGAUCUGAGGGCAUUUGACUUUGCGAGUCGGGGGCCGUAUGGGGCGCUUAGGAUGAUUUGGCGUGUAAAGGGGUGUUAUAUGGCGGCCUUGGGUUGUGGCGCCGUGAUCCUGGCGCUGGGGUUUGAUCCCUUCGCGCAGAAUCUGAUUGCUUAUCAGCAGCGGAUGGUGCAGCAGGAUGGUGAUGGGUCGGGGCAGAGUGCGCAGGCGCUUGUGGCGAAUGUCUCGAUGUACGAUGCGGUUGGGUUUCGGUAUGCGAGUAAUACAUUCGGCGUCGACCCGAUCCUCAAAUCCAACGUGUACAACUCCGUCUUCAACAGCGACCGCGCAAAACCAUGGUCCAUCCCACAGUACAUCUGCCCCAGCGCAAACUGCACCUGGGCCCCAAUCGCGUCCCUCGAAGCUGUCGCUCUAUGCUCGAACAUCACAACCAGACUCUCGAUGUCCUGCAUCGCAAUCCCCGAGAAUACCAGCUACGCCGGAAUGACGAACUGCACCGUCUCCCUCCCAAAAUCAAACCUGACAUCAUGGUUCCUCGAAUCACCGGCCCAAACCAACGGUGCAAAUAAGUAUCAAAUCCCCAUGAUCAACGGCGUGACUUUAUCCGCAGUAAAAGCAGACCUCGCAUCCGUGUACACAAACGCAAGCAUGAGCCCCAUCCAAUUCAUCACGCCGCGCCUGCCGAAUAACUCUCUGCUCGAGACGGCCCCAUCAACGGACUUUUCUCUUUGGGACGGCGCAAACGAUCUGCGCAUGUGGGAUGCAACAGAGUGCGCCAUUGAGCCCGUUGUGCGUGCGUCACGCCCAAGUGUCACACAUAACGUUUUCUCCGAUGAGACGCUGGAUAUCGCGUACGCGCGCACCUGGGUGCCCGAGUACACCUACACAAAUACCAGCGGCGCCUGGGAGAAGCAGGGUGCGCCGGGCUGGCACUUCAGCCCGCCAUCAUCGUGGAAAACGGAGCUGGGCAUUGAACACGAUACAUAUAUCUUCGGCGCUCAGGCGAUGUACACUCUCGAGAAAUUCCUCGAGAUCCUGUUUUCCGGCCAGUUCUGGCGCGACCCGCUACAUCAGGCGUUUACGGCGACGAACCCGCAGAGCACGAUGUAUGCUGCUGCGGAUGUGCUGCAGGCUGUUGCGCUGGGUGAUAUUGCGGGGUGUGGCGUUGAGCUUGCGGGCAGACUGGCUUGUGCCAUGCGGAAUGUUGCCGGCGCGAUUUCAAAGAGUUGGAGGGAUAGUGUGUAUAUUGAGACGUCGAGGGAGGUCGGGGACUUUGAGAAGGCGGGGAUGGCGAGGGGGAGGGUAUUGGUUGGUGUGACAUUUGUGGUUGUGCAUUGGCAGUGGAUUUGUCUGCCGGUGUUGGUUUGGGCGUUGGGGAUUGGGGUUCUGCUUGGGGUGGUUUGGAGGACGGGUAAGGGGGUGCCCAGGUGGAGGAAUGAUCCGCUGCCGUUGCUUUUUGUUUAUGACGUCGAUGCAGACCGUGAUGGGGAGAGGCUGGAGAGGGAGAUACUGGAGAAAGGGGCGGCGGGUUCUUGUGGUAUGGAGAUGGAGGGAGUACAGGCGAGGUUAUCUGAGAAGGAUGGGUACUUUAGGCUGGGGUGA